Messenger RNA from Paramuricea clavata, 503 nucleotides. NCBI's taxonomy places the organism in Eukaryota, Metazoa, Cnidaria, Anthozoa, Malacalcyonacea, Plexauridae. The record is from the annotation of a GenBank genome assembly.
AUGGACAUGUGGAAGUGCAAAGGCCAGAAUCGGGAAUACAUUACGGUUACCGCUCAUUGGGCUGUUGAAAAUGGUGAGCAAAAGCGCUUCGAGAUGAAGAAUGCUCUUUUAGAGUUACAGAAGUUUACACACAGCGCGCACACAUACAACAUCAGAAAAUCGGUAAGUAUCGUAAGUCCCUUAAAAUUUAUCUAUAAAAAGUUAUAUAUAUUAAGUACCACAUGUUUUAAUUAUCUUACGAAUUUUAAAUUUAGUUGCGAUUGGUGUGUGAGAGGUGGAUAAGUGGGGAGGUACCUAAAUUUCAUGUUGGUGUGUCUGACAACGCUUCCAAUACGACACUUGCCCUUAAAAGUGAGACGGUCCUUGAGGUGCCAGAAGAGCUUCGUGCCUGGGCAAUGGUUGAGCCCGAAGAGUCUGACGAUGAUGAAGAAAAUCUUUUCCCACCACUAGCAGCCAUGCAGAAAGAUUGGCGGGAUGUUUCGCACACUUGCUUAAUCUUAUAG